This is a messenger RNA of Plectropomus leopardus (leopard coralgrouper), 1552 nucleotides long. Lineage: Eukaryota; Metazoa; Chordata; Actinopteri; Perciformes; Serranidae. The record is from RefSeq and is a predicted model, not a curated record.
UCCUCAGGGACGGAGCGGCAGCCUCAGAGGAGCAGACUCCAGCAGAGUCCGGAGCAGAGCCAGAGCUUCCUGCACCCGCAGCCUUACAGCAGCCCACGCAACCACCCGUUCCCCCAGCACGCCGUCCCUUUCGCCAUGCGGCCCCACUACCCCCGCGCGCCCUCCGGACCCUACCCCUCUCUGGGCCACUACACCGGCUCCUCUCCGGUGGACGCCCAAACGCUGCGUUUCCUCACCAGCAGGCCCCUGACCUCCGGCUGCGGGUACCACCUCCCCGCAGAGGGCCCCGGGAGGCCCCACAGGAUCGGAGGUAACUGCAGGACUUCCUCCCACCACUACACGCCCCGCCGCUCCUGCCACAACUACCGCUCGUCCUGCCCGGCUCAGCGCAGCGCAUCCAGCUCCAGGCUGCACCACGCUGCCUCCGCCACGCCGCAGCCCCGCGGAGCGCCCGCCCACAGCCGGCAGGACGACGGCAGCUGCUCGGGCGGCAGCUACCACACGGAGCGCAGCGGGUACUUGGCCGACGGGCCGGCGAGCGACUCCAGCUCGGGGCCCUGCCACGGCUCCUCCAGCGACUCGGUGCUCAACUGCACUGACGUGUCCCUGCAGGGCGUCUACGGCAGCUGGUCCACCUUCCGCAGCUCUCUGAGCAGUGACUACGACCCGUUCGGUUGUUACGGGCCGGGUCCCGGGCGGGCCCCUCGCAGGAACAGCCUGGAGGCGGGGGCCCAGGCCCGGCCCCGGUCUCUGGACUCUGUGGUGAACAGAGCGGGCUGCCCCGAGGAGCAGCCGCAGACUGUGUUCAGCCACAUCCACUACCACCGCCACAGACACCACCACUACGAGGAGGGCGAGCACAGCCAGGGCCCCAGUCAGGGCCCCAGCCAGGGCCCGAGCCAGGGCCCCAGCCAGGGCCUGAGCCGCGGCUCCGACGAGGAGCAGGGGGCCGCCGCCGCUGCACCUGCUGCUCUGGACAAAGACUCACCUGUCUGCCCUCCUCAGCACAGCCCCUGCCAGUGCCCUAAGUUGGACCCCACAGACCGGCCCAGUCCCGGGGCGGAGUGUCAGGACCACGACCCCGGGAGCCCGCCAGGACCCGCCGUCCUCAUGUCCCCGAUCCCCUUACAGCUUCAGCCACACUGCUGCCACCAGGGACACACACACGCGCCCGCUCCUCUCGGGCGACACGGUGGCUGCGUGCUGGACGGCCCCUCCGUCCGCUUCCAUCAGAGUCUGGAUCUGCAGGACGACCGCAGCUUCCACAUCCACUACAGUCAGGGGCCCGGCUUCUGCUGCCCCCCUCCUGAGCUGCACCCCGCCCUGCUGCCCGUCCCCCUCAUCCUGGACUCUGGGGGGAUGGAGGAGUGGCCCUGCUACGCCGGGGCCCACGUUGUGUGGCAGAAGCGGGUGCAGCAGGCGCGCUCGGAGCCUCAGCUCUUGGGGCCGGGGGCCUCUAUGGACAGGCCGCCCUGCAGGUUCCACCACGGCCCCGCUGCCGAGCGCAACACGGACAUUUGUUUGUACUGCCAAACAUUACAUCACAAUCAGG